Molecule: messenger RNA, 1558 nt
Organism: Pseudogymnoascus destructans
Lineage: Eukaryota; Fungi; Ascomycota; Leotiomycetes; Thelebolales; Thelebolaceae
Gene: GPI14
Product: GPI mannosyltransferase 1
Exons: 3
Coding region: 228-1508 (426 amino acids)
Biological process (GO): GPI anchor biosynthetic process
Cellular component (GO): glycosylphosphatidylinositol-mannosyltransferase I complex; membrane
Molecular function (GO): GPI mannosyltransferase activity; alpha-1,4-mannosyltransferase activity
Source: RefSeq, a predicted model, not a curated record
CGCGGUUGGUUCAAUCGAACGUCGCCUGGUCAAGCUCCAACUCCGGCCUGCAAUCGAUCAGAAUAAUAGCGCCAACUGGCGUAGGGAGAUGGUUUUUGUUUGGCCUGGUGAGCCCUAUGAUCAGAAGUUGAUUUCUGGAAAUUGUACCUGGGUUGCCGUUCGCAAUUCACAGAGCUGGUAACGGUCUCCUCUGGCCCAAGACAUUCUCUUUGACAUCUGAUAUAACCAUGGGCACCAAGUCUACCUGGUUCGGGCCAGUCCCUGUGUUUUCCGCCGCAAUAAUUCUGAGAAUUGGCCUGUUUCUAUACGGCCUAUGGCAAGAUGCCAACUCACCAAUGAAGUACACCGAUAUCGAUUAUUAUGUUUUUACGGAUGCUGCUCGUUAUGUCGCAACUAACCAUUCGCCCUACGAUCGUGAAACAUAUCGAUAUACACCUAUUCUAUCAUGGCUGCUCUUACCGACUACAUGGCAAGGGGAUUGGUUUUCAUUCGGCAAGGCUCUGUUUGCCCUGAGCGACAUUAUUACCGGCUGGCUUAUUGUCCUCGUCCUCCGAACCACAGGUGGAAUGCCGAUGGAUAGAGCGCUGAAAUUCGCCAGCAUCUGGUUGUUAAAUCCAAUGGUUGCAACCAUAAGUACAAGGGGAAGCUCAGAGGGCCUGCUUGCCGCCAUGACGGUUGCUUUGGUUUGGGCAGUCAUGCAACGCCGGAUUGUGCUGGCUAGUGUACUGCUGGGCGUUGGGGUUCAUUUCAAAAUAUACCCGUUUAUAUAUGCCCCGUCAAUAGUGUGGUGGCUAGAUGAUGAGCAACUGCAGCUGCGGCCAAAAUCGACACAGGAGUCGUCAUUGUGGAACAGGGCCCGAAGGUUUUGUAAUAAGCCCCGGAUCAUGCUUGCCUUUCUGAGUUUUGGGACUUUUAUCGCCUUGAAUUGGGCCAUGUAUUACAUGUAUGGGAGUCCGUUCUUACAUCAUACGUAUCUUCACCAUGUCACACGCGUUGAUCACCGGCACAACUUUUCGCCCUAUAACACCAUUUUAUACUUAAGCUCUACUGCAUCCACCCCCUCAUAUAUGCAUCUGGAGACUUUGGCAUUCAUUCCGCAGCUAUUUCUCUCUGCAAUUGCGCUUCCGCUGUUGUUGGCGAAAAAGGACCUACCGUCGACAAUGUUGGCACAAACCUUUUCGUUUGUGACCUUCAACAAAGUUUGUACGAGCCAGUACUUCCUUUGGUAUAUGGUGUUCCUCCCAUUCUAUCUGCCCACAUCGUCUCUGGUUGCGUCCCCGCGUCUUGGAAUAACGGCGCUUGUCCUGUGGGUUUUAACACAAGCGAUGUGGCUCCAACAGGGGUUUGAUCUGGAAUUUCUUGGGAAAAGCACCUUCGUUCCAGGACUGUGGAUGGCCAGCCAGGCGUUCUUUCUGACAAAUUCCUGGAUUCUUGGUAUAAUUGUAUCUGAUAUCGGCGGAAAAGCAAGAGCUUUUCCAACACCACAGACCAUCAGCAUCACGGAGUAAGAAAGUUAACAACAGAAAUAGUAAUAUAUAGACCUAUAAUCUUGCACAGA